AUGAUUACUAUGCUUCUUCUUUUUCUUGCUGGACUCCCUGCAGUCCUCGCCCUCGUAGGAGGUCAUUGCCCGCCAGCAGGGCCGGUUCUACCACCGCCAGAACUAUCUGCAGGACUCAACCUGUCGAAACUCGAUUCUCAGCUCGACAAUAUCGUGAAAGGCGCUUUUAGAUCCUUCAAUGCUACGGAAAACUCAUUCUCUAUAUUACUUACCUCCAGAAAUGCCACUGUCUACCAGUACCAUCACACGGCUGCCGUCCGGGACCCGUCGGGCGUCAAGAAGGUGGAUGGCGAUACGGUGUAUCGGCUUUGUAGUGUUACGAAAUUGUUCAAUGUGUUGACGGUGUUGUUGAAUGCGGGGGAUCUUUUGGAUACUUCCAUUACCAAGUAUGUUCCCGAAUUGGCGGGAGUCCAGGUGUACGAGGGUAUUACGUUGAGAAUGCUGAGCAGUCAGGUGUCUGGGUUGCCGAGAAGCGGUGAUGCAUUUGACUUGGCCACUACUGACGCCAAGAGCUGGGAAGACGCCGGCUUUCCGGUCCCUUCCAAGGGGGAUAUGCCACCGUGCGACGUGAUCGGAGGAGAAGUGUGUAGUCGUGCUCGUAUGGGUGCCACCGUCCAAGCCUUGCCAACAUUUUUGCUGACUUUGAGAACAGAGUUUUUUGAGAAUCUCAAGAACAACCAGUUGAUUUGGCUGCCCGGGGCCAAGACGGCGUAUUCGAACCAGGCCUACACCCUUUUGGGGAUGGCUAUGCAGAAUAUAACGGGAAAGACGUUCGCUCAGCUCCUACAAGACAGCGUCACAAAGCCUCUUGACAUGCCGCUGACUGGGUUUACCACACCUGAUUACUCACGGGGAAUCAUUCCUAAUGGGGCAGGCAAAAUCCUUUGGGACCAGGACAUGGGGAAUUACAAUGCGACCGCCGGCCUUUUCUCGACUCCAAACGAACUGGGAAAGUUUGUCCGCGGCAUCAUGAACCACAAGCUUCUGUCUGCCGCGAACACAAGACAGUGGAUGCGCCCAGCUAGCUUCGCUGGCUCAUUCUCCAUGUCUGUUGGCGCGCCAUGGGAAAUCUUCCGCGUUGCUCAUCUCACACCUGAUCAGCGACCCAUCGACAUCUACACCAAGUCGGGUAGCAUGCCUGGCUGGGCGGCAUACCUAUUUUUCCUACCCGACUACAAUGUCGGGGGCGCCAUUGCUGUUUCUGGAGAUGAUGGAGAUGCGGCUAGUUUGGCGUUGCUUGACAUCGUUGCCGCCACAGUCGUUCCGGCCGUCGACUCUCUGGCAAGAGGGCAAGCCAAAGCAGCCUACACGGGACAAUACGGUGCAUCGUCCGGCGACAAUAAACGCAUGAGUGGAGCAGCUCAUCUAGAGCUAGUUAUUGACCAAGGGCCAGGAUUGAAGGUCAAGUCGUGGUUCAACAAGGGAAAGUCAAUAAUCAAGGCCAUCGCGGACCACAAGGGAGUCAAGCCGCAGGAGAUGGAUCUUCGACUUUAUCCGGUCGGUGAGAAUAAUAGAUGGCAACUGAGCGUUGAGACUCUGGAGCGACGGGUUGACGUAGCUAGGAAGCCUAGUGACGCUUGUCUGAACUGGUUUCAAACCGAUUCCAUGCGCUGGGCGACGCUGCCCGUUGAUGAGUUUGACUUUGAGGUUACCAAUGGACGGGUAGUUGCGGUUCGGAACCUGGGUUUGAGAGCAAAUCUCAGCAAGAUCGACUAG
Molecule: messenger RNA, 1716 nt
Organism: Metarhizium acridum CQMa 102
Lineage: Eukaryota; Fungi; Ascomycota; Sordariomycetes; Hypocreales; Clavicipitaceae
Source: RefSeq, a predicted model, not a curated record